CCGAGUCGGCCAGUCGUCUGUGCAACCCUUUGCGAGGUUAGAGCGAGACACAAAUACCCGAUAACGUGCGUUAGAGUGAAAAGGAAGAGUAAGUUUUCAACAGGUCGUUAUUGUUAUUCCGGCUAAAUGGUGAUACCGUGAAAUAAUUCACACUUCAGUUUUACUUUCUUAUCACCUUUGGCUUUGAUUACUUUCAUUUAGCUUUAAAGGUUGGACGCGUCAUUAAUUAACUCUUCAUAAGUGUCAUAAUUAUGACCAGGUGCUAGUCAUGUGCCACUGCAGUAUAAUACUAAUCAUAUUCGACUGGGAUCACGUCUGAUCAGUGAAUUCGUCCAAUAUGUCCUCGAGUGUUGUGAAAUGGCUGUUCCUCAGUCAUGCUUUUAUAUUUGUAUCAAGUAUGUCCGAAGUGUGGGUCGAGCUACGGGCGCCCCGAUUUGUGGUGCAUGGACACAGCGCACAAGUCCGAUGCGAGCAUAACGUUGACCCAGGAACUAUAUACAAGGUUGUCUUCUUCAAGAACAGCCAUCGAAUUAUGCAGUACGUACGAGGAAGAGAUCCGCCAUACGAGUUUUAUAAUUUCUCUGGAGCUGAUAUAAAUUUAAUAAAAGUGACACCGACAUCGCUUACACUAGACAGAAUGGAUUUUAACGCUGCUGGGACCUACGCCUGUGAAAUUGCGAUGGAAAUUCCUUUGUACUCGAAACUCUCAAAAAUACACGAAGUCAAUGUCAUAGUUCGCCAAAAACACCGUCCAAAAAUCAGGAUUAGACAACAGAAGUUAUCACCAAAUGGCGACUUGGAGGCCACCUGUCACAGUUCAGCUGCCUAUCCGGCACCGCAUCUCACAUGGCUGGUCAAUAAUGUUAAGGUGGAUGAAAGGUUAACAAUUCCUCACGGCACAGUCAAUGUCCACCGAUAUCAUCAUGGAAUGCCACUCUCCCUUACCAACUCGUCUUUGCGCUUCCCCCUUUCAAGCCUACAACAUCCGAACCAGACUGUUGACAUCACCUGUCUGAGCACCAUACCUAGUUAUCCAACAGUGGGGGAAGGUUAUGCUGACGUACAGAAUCAGACUAUCACCGUAAAUCUAGUUCGAUUGGAGCCAUCGCCCACUCAACUCCCUGUUAAAAUAUUAAGCAGCGAAGAGAAUAAAUCGGAACGACUUAAAAUAUACAACUAUCUUAUUUUUAUUAUGAUAGUCAUAAUAUACUAGGCUAUUGGGUGUUUAAUGUAUACUGAAAAAAAAACAUUUCCGAAUUCUUAAAUCGAGUUCCGAAAUAACGAAAUAUUUCUUACGAAAUCUAAUUAUUCAUUUGUGAUAAAUUAUAUUAUGCUGUACUUGAGUUUAAUGAAGAUAAUUUACUUACAAAGUUGGCAAAUUAAUGUCACCUUAAGUAGAUAAAUUAUAUAGUAACUUUAUGCUGGUAAUAACAAUUGAUUUAAUUAUUUUAGUUUCCAUACUAUACACGUGGUAAAACAACUGCGAAAAUGUGGCAACUAUAUUGUCAGAAAAUAACGGCUUAGUUUACUAUAUUAGAAAUAAAUUUUAAUUUCAUCUACGAACGUAGAUAGCGCUUCUUUGAAUGCUUUGUAACUUUUACAAACUUAUGUACGCGAAAAUAUGAGACUGAAUAUAAAUUAAAAUUAGGCUUGUCCUAAUUAUGCCCCUUUGAAUUUCGUAUACCCGUUUCGCCUAACCCUUAACAAUCUGAUUUUAUUUAUAGUUAUUAGUUUAUUUCUUAGUUAGUUUGGUCUUCGUAAAUUUUUCUUAUGUAAUAAGUAGAUUAGUCGAAUAUAUAACACUUUAAAGUAAAAACUUGAGUAUUGUGUUCGGUGUUUAUCCCUUUUUUACGUACGACUAAAGCUUUUGGACAUAUUUAUUAUGUAAUAGCGAUCUAUUAAACUUAAUAUAGUAAAUUUUAUGUAUUUGCAACAAUCAAUUCAUGUUUUUAUAACAUAUAUACUUAAGAAUACGUAUCAGGGGUAGCUAUCUCCAUACUACAAUUGGUAAAUCGCGCGUCGAAUAACCUGAUGGGUUUGAUCUCGAAUUAAUAAUGUAAUACAUUUUGAUUCGGUUAAAUUUAAUUCAGUCAUUUAAAAUGGCUUAUUAGCAGAUAUAUUUUAUUUGAUUUGGUCAUUGUUAAGCUAAUAUUAUUAAAUCGCAAACUACAUAAUAUGUUAAAGAUAGCAACUAUUACGCCAUUUAAAACGAUAGGUACCUGAUACAAACGGGCAUGUAUAAAACAAGAACUUGGAGACAUUUUCUAGUGUCUUUCAAGUAAUAUUCUAGCCACUGGUUAAUUUGAAUCAUUAGCCGAUAGUCACGCUUCUAAGUUUAUCACUGUCCAGUAAAACUAUUAUGAUUUCUUUAAUAUUUGAAACUGGGAUACUGCAGUACAUUGUUUUUUUAUUUUAUUCACUGUGUAUAUAAGUAUCAUAGCAGAGUAAUUACUCCGUAUCCGUAGUACGUUGCAUAAUAAAUGUAUUGGGUGGGAAAAUAAAGUUUGUGAAAGUUUGUGUAAGGAACAAGUUCGAAACAAAACAUAUCAUGUUAGGGAGUGAGUAUAUAUUUAUAUAAGUGUUGUGCAUAGUUGGUUGUAAAGCUAAAAGCAUUUGUGUAUCUUUGCUUUUGACGUAGUAGAUAAGUCCGAAAUUGAUACGCUUUUUUGUUUCUGUACAGCUUGAAUGUAUUUAUUCCCAUUUUGAUAUUUUAAGUAAUGUUUCUACAGCUACUAAUACAACGCAGAGCUUUCGUCGUUUCCAUUCAUAGCUAUAGAAAUCAAUGAAGCUCAUACGUAAACUAAUGAAUUCUUUGAGAUUUUGAUUUAAAAUAUAAAAGCUAUAUAUGGAUUUACAAAUAUUUCCUGAAAAGUUAUUUUUAUAAUUGCUUUCUUAUAAUCUCUACUUGUUGCCUACUCGUGAUUUAAACAAACUUGCGAAAGAAAAUAUAAUGCAAAUAUUGAAAGUUUUCAUACAUGAUUUAUUUCCUUCACAUCAAAGAUGGCGUCUAGAUACAAUAAUAUAUUAACAAAUUUAGGCGAAAUUUAUAUGCCCAAGCAUAACUGUGCUAUAUUCUCAACAUAUCGAGUUUUUCACUUUGACAAAUCACUUAUUAAUUAACAAAUACUGGAGAGGUAAGAAAUCUAGUUCCGUGCUUAUACCAUCUUAGAUACGUUCCGAGCGGAUUUAAAUCAAAUUAGUUUAGCAUCCAUACAAACCAUGCCGAUAAAUUAUUAUAGUAUAGUGUAUCGUUUUAACUGUAGCACAAUUUAUAUAGAUGCCUGCCUUUGUAAACCCCUUCUUAUUUAAUAGUAGAAAAUACUUUGAGGUUAAAACUGUCUUGGUACUUUGAUUCGUAAUAUAUUUUUGACUACAGUUAUAUUAAACUUAACUUUAAUGACCUGUCUUUACGAUUU
Messenger RNA from Pieris napi, 3416 nucleotides. RefSeq lists its product as uncharacterized. NCBI's taxonomy places the organism in Eukaryota, Metazoa, Arthropoda, Insecta, Lepidoptera, Pieridae. Bases 338 to 1213 code for a protein of 291 amino acids. The transcript is spliced from 8 exons. The record is from RefSeq and is a predicted model, not a curated record.